UAUAUCAGUUACGACAUACCUAACAGCAAUGAUGAUACAUGGAUACCUCUUGAAUGGGCGCAGAAUUACAGAAUAAAAGCUUAUGUGGAGGUGGGAAGGUUUGAAGAGGCAAGAAAACUAAUCGAUGAAAUGUUGUACAAAACUGGUGGACAAAACAUCACGACAAUGGCUAAUUCGGCUGUUUUAUUUUUUGUAGAGGGCAAGGUGGAAAAGGUUGAGGAAGUUGUGAAACAGCUGAUAGAACUUUCAUCACUCAUCUCAUUCAAAUAUUUGAAGGCAGACGCCUUGUGUGAGCAGGCUUAUUUCUAUUUUGAAUUUGGAACAGCCGAAAAAAAUAUAGCUGGUGUAGAGCUACUAAACUGUGCUUUAAAGUCCACUAUUAGAUAUAAACAUGAGGCUGAUUUAAUGUUAGGAAUUCUACACAGACGAUGUCUUCAUUGGAACACGUAU
Messenger RNA from Lymnaea stagnalis (great pond snail), 450 nucleotides. The record is from the annotation of a GenBank genome assembly. Lineage: Eukaryota; Metazoa; Mollusca; Gastropoda; Lymnaeidae.